UGAUGCUUAACCAAAAUCUGCCUGUCGAACUCGGCUCGAAAUUCGGUUCGGUCGGGGGUUUACCGCAAACGGGCUUGCGAGGAUUUUUGAAUCAAGUUAGUCGAUUCCGUUACUCGACGUCGUUGACAUCUCAAAGCUAUGUUUGUAGUCUGCCGGUGGGUGAUCAGGUAUGACGCCAUAAUCCUGCUCUGGUAAUUGUGGUGUUAAUUGUUUGAAUCCGGUCAUCCGGUUUGUUGACAACUGCGGAUCAAGGUGACAAAUGAAAAGCAAUUACGGUGACGGGCGAAUAACUGACCACAGCGGGGCUGUCCGUAUCCAGAAGCGCAGAAAUGUGGAAUGAAAAAUCGCAAGAAUUAUAAUAACAGAGAGUGCAAUCAAGAUAAUAAACCCGAGGUACUGCAAGAAAUAUCAGCGAGAAAGAAGCGUUGGUGCAUUUUUCACUGUCAGCUCAAAGUGGCACACGGGCAGGGGGUGAGAGCGAGGGUGGCGUGAAAUCCGAAGUGCUUAUCAAGCAAGUGUUGAUAAGGGACGGUGGUAUUGUUUCUUGCGCUUCUCAGUUUUGUGUUGAUGAUUAUUACUCCAUAAUGGGGAAGUGGUGAGGAAGUUGUCGGGAGUGGCCUGGAGAAGAAGAAAAAAGUAAGUGAGAAACGAUGUUGAGUGGAAGAAAGAUGAAUUAUUGGAUGAAGGAGCGGAAAUAAGUUGUUUCGGUGUUACCGGAAAAAAAGUACAACUGAGCAGUUGUUGGUUACAGGCGCUGAAGGAGUGAAAACAUUCUUCCAUCGGGAUAUAAAUUUCGAUUAGACCGCUCAUGAUCCCGCGAGGGACAAAACCAAAGAAAAGGAAGUGAUUUAGUGUGGCAAUUCCGUAAUAGUGACAGACUGUGGUGAGUGGAUUCGAGCGAUUCAAGUUGUUGUGAUAGCUCAGGUGAAUACAGAAACCGUUAGUGGAAAAUUCUCCCGUUCUGAUUUUUUGACGUGUCGGAUAGUGUAAAUCCAAGUCAAGGAGUCUUCAACCAGUUGGUUCCAUUGCCGAGUCAGUGAUUCGAAGUGGAAGCUGUGGGGGAAAAAAGUGAAUUUGAAAACGAAGUGCAAGCGAGAUAGCAGUGAAAGUUGGAGGAUAGUUUCCGAGCAGACAACAUGAGCACGUCACUCAGAAUUAGCUUAUCAUCAUCAGUGAUGCUGCUGGUGCUUGGGCUCUGCCUGAGUUUAGUCAGAGACGUGUCAACGUUCCAACCGGAUUUUGCCGAGCCAAUCAUUAACAUUUCGGUGGCCAUCGGACGAGAUGCGACGUUCACCUGUCACGUGCGGCAUUUGGGUGGCUAUCGGGUCGGCUGGGUGAAGGCAGACACCAAGGCGAUCCAGGCCAUCCACGAGAGCGUCAUCACCCACAAUCCCCGGGUGUCGGUGACGCACACGGACCAGAACACCUGGAGUCUGCAAAUCAAGUCGGUGACAGAGGACGACCGGGGCGGAUACAUGUGCCAGCUGAACACCGAUCCGAUGAAGAGCCAGCUUGGCUAUCUGGACGUGGUAAUUCCACCGGAUUUUAUCGCCGAGGAUACCUCUUCAGACGUGAUAGUGCCCGAGGGAAGCUCCGUGAAGCUCACCUGUAGAGCAAAAGGCCAACCAGAGCCAAUUGUAACGUGGAAACGCGAAGAUGGAACGGAAAUUGUGCUCAAAGAUGCCGCCGGAACGAAACAAUCAGUGAUUUCCUACCGAGGUGAGGUGCUGAAGCUGACGAAAAUCUCACGGAGCGAAAUGGGUUCCUAUCUGUGCAUCGCAUCCAACGGAGUGCCCCCCUCGGUGUCCAAGCGGAUAUCGCUGAGUAUCCAUUUCCACCCGGUAAUUCAAGUGCCAAAUCAACUGGUCGGUGCACCCCUUGGUACGGAUGUGUCCAUCGAGUGUCAGGUGGAAGCUUCCCCGAAAUCUAUCAACUAUUGGGUGAAAGACACAGGAGAAAUGAUAGUGUCCUCGCCAAAAUAUCAAGUUCAGGACAUUACAAGAUCGCUCUACGAAACCAAAAUGGCCCUGACGGUUAGGUCGUUCCAAAAGGAGGACGUGGGAUCCUAUCGCUGUAUCGCCAAGAACUCCCUCGGGGAGGUUGACAGCAGUAUACGGUUGUAUGAAAUCCCAGGACCAAACCGCAAAAUCUACUCACCCAAGUACGGCACAUCGGACCAAAACGACAUCGUCAAACCCGGCGGUAGCGACAAAUCGGGGAAACCUAGGCUGUACUAUCCACCGGACGACGAGGAGCAAAACCUGGGCGGAUCGGCGGAGGAUUUCGACGAGAUCAUCGACACGAUACAGCUUCCGCACCACAGCCACCAGUCGGCCCACGGUGGAAGACCAACGGCCCGGUCGUCGGUCGGUCUGCUCGACCAUUCCCACGGUGUCAACGGGCGGAACAACGGUGGAAACGGGGUGCCCAUAAGCAGCGGUAGCAACGGCAACGGUAACAAUAAAAAUCUGAUAUCGCUGAUGAAUGACAUCGCCACGAGAAAACCGUUUGUCAUACCGUCGGUCCGAGGGGCGGACGGUAGCCUAGAGGGCAGUGGGGCGACAACUCGAGCGUCCCUUGGCUCUUGUCUGGUCUUGCGGAUGGCACUAGGGCUGUUGGGAGGCAGCUGGUAUGCGUUCUAUCGCCAGAGGCAUUAGUAUUGAACGGGGGAACGCAUGUUGCUAUUAUUGUAGUAAACUCUUAGGCUAACAACAUUCUAUUUAGGUGCAACAGGGGACAGAAUCUGCUCUAAAAUUUAGAACAACAAGGGAUGACUAAUGUUCGUUUCCAUUUUUUGUUAUCGGAGUUUAUAGUAUGGUAUUUAGAGUAGAAGAUAUCUUCAGGGGACACACAAUAUGGCAUGGAGAUGGAGACUCCAGCAUGAACGGGCUAUGCUGUAUAUUGGAUGUAUAUUGCGAAUAUAAUUAGCGAUGGGGCUUCGAUGAGAUAUGCGCAUCGAGGGAAAGGCGACAACAAAAGGCCAAAAAAAAAAAGGUUUACGUUUUGUGUUAUUCUAGACAUAGGCCAAUGGUCGUAUUAUUGUUACUGCAUGCCUGGAAAGAGAUACGCUUUCGAACAAAUAUUUAUCUGAAACAUGUUCCCCAUAUUAUACAGACGAAUCUAUGGAAAGCCAACCGAACUGCUGCUGUUAUUUAGAAUCAACGGAUAAUGCACCAACUAAAUCUUGGUCGCAACAUUGAUUUUCUUCUUCGAUCGGAGUGGAUGUAGUGAGUCUAAGAAUAACAUACCACGGAACUUAGUUUCAUACAAAGGACCAAAGUCAAGAGACUUUCAUUCGAUUUCUAGAAAUCGUUGUUGUGGCUCCCGUAGCCGAGUGGUUAGCGUCACACCUAACAUGUCGGGGGUUCGGGUUCGCUUCCCAUUCUGGUCGGGGGAAUUUUUCGUCCAAGAAAUUUUCUCAGACUUGCACUGUGGUCACGCGUAUUCUGGUGCUUGCCACUCAGAAUGCAUUCAAGGCGUGUCAUUUGGCAUAGAAAUCUUAACUAAAUACUAACAAAAAUGACGCAUGUAUUACUACGUCGAGACGGCGAAGUUCCUCUAGGAACGUUAGUGCCAUUUUAGAAGAAAAUGAAGAAAUAGUUGUUAAAUGAAUUCUUCCGGAUGAAUGGUAUUGUAAUUCUGCAAUCAAAACAAUUCGUUUUUACAAUACUUCACAAUACAACAUGUCCCGGGACGCAAAAAAAAAAUAAAGAAGAACACGACCGCAUUUUUAAUGUAGAACGGCAAAAUUAUAAACGGCAGAAAACAAACAUUAUAAAAAUUCAAGAAUUAAACUCUUCAGUACAAACAUUUGGUAGCACUGACGACUUGUGAAGCAAUACAAAGCCAAUUUUCAAUUUAACCCUAAGUAUUAACAUGUACUGUUAAUUACUGAGCGACAAUGAAACACUGAACUAACUGAAUAUCCAAGUAGUUUUUCAGUAUCUCUUAGUAAUACAGGUCGGACUCGAUUAUAUACAGACUUUUUAUAUACAGAUUUUGACGUAGGACUACGUCUUUCAUUUCUAUACCGGGGUGUAAAACCAAAGUUUCGAAAACGAAAGUGUUACGCCGGAGACCGAGAUUUUGAGCGUUAAUAGCUCCUAAACAACUGAACGAAAUGGUAUGAUAAAAACUUCAUUCGAAAGAUAAAAUGUCUACGCGUUCUGUACUUGUUACUUUCUGAUCCAAAAACUUGUUUCAAUAGUCUUAAAAUUGCUUUCAAAACAGGCUAUUGAAAUCACCAAUCGGUAUAUAAGCGAGCGCCGCUCGGAAAUUCACUCAGUUCAAAUUGAACAGCGAUUGGAGCAUGUUGUCGCUGUUGUGGUGAAGCUCUUCGUUUAUAAUGAAAGCGCGGAUGAACGGUGUCACCAAGAGCCUGUUUGUGCACCUUAGGCCAGAAGGAAAUCCAUCAGGAGAAGAGUGAUGCCACAAACGGUUCCCCGGGAAAAUCUCGAAGCAGCCGCUACACACACACAUACACGCGCGGAAUUCUCUCCGUUUGGAUGCCAUUCAGCAUCGAGAAAGAUCCGGAAAAUAAUCUCUGGGAAUUUAAAAAUACAUUCAUGUGAAAGAGUUUAUUUGAAUGUUUUCUAUCCAUGUAACACUGUGACCAAAUACAUUUGGUUUUGUGAUUUUUCAAUCAAUCGCAAUUAACAGGAUAGCUUCUGAAGAUUAUUCUUCCCCAUCAGUAGGAUAUUUCCGUAUCCAAUAUUGGAUGCAUAAAACCUUGUGCCUCCAACGUAACGCUCUCGUUUUCGAAGUCCCCCAAAUAUUCAUUCAUUCAGAAUGAAUUCAGAUUCAACUUCAAACAAAUCAUCUCUAAAUCAACGAUAGUCCUACGUCACCCUUGCGGUUAUACCAUAGGUAUAACCCACUUCCUGUUUUUCGAAAAAAAUUUGACGUAGGAUUACGUCUUUCGGGAAUAUAUUGGGGUACACAUUGAAAAUCGAAAAUCGAGUACAUCGUGAAUAUUGUCCAAUUUCAAAUGCUUAUUGCUCAGUCAUUUCAUGAUGGAUUGAUGAAAUUCUUGCGUCAAUCGAUUUCGGCACUUCAUAACAAUUUUUUAUAUUGAAUAAAAUUGUAUAUGUCAUGAAACUAACUAUCGGACAAUUGAAAAUUCUCAUCCUCUAUCCUAAUGAAAAUAUCCACUACUGAUUGGUCGAAAUUGACGACACAUACGGCGGGUCCCUAACAGAGACAUCAAAACCAAGCUGCCUGGGGGAAAUCGGCAUUGCAAAUACAUAAAAGUAGGGGAGCUUUUGUUCCCACCGAAAUGUGUUCCCUAACAGAAACAUCAAAAUCAAGCUGCCUGGGGGAAAUCGACAUUGCAAAUACAUGAAAGUAGAGGGAACUUUUGUUCCUACCGAAAUGUGUUCCCUAACAGAGACAUCUAAACCAAGCUGCCUGGGGAAAAUCGGCAUUGCAAAUAUAUGCAAGUCGGGGGUUGUUUCGUGAAAUUUUAUAUCAAUGACCGAUCGUUUAUUGUGAGAAAUUUAGCACAAGUGUAAGUGUAAAAUUGUAUAUGGGCGCAGUUGUGUUGAAAAUGACUUGAUAUAUGAAACGAUUCAUUAACAUUAAAAUUAAAACCCAAGGUGAGCCCGAGAACAGUUCGUUUGGUUUAAGCUGUCUGUUUUGUUGUGUUCAUAUUCACCCAAAGGAAGUUUAUACGGCGAGAAAAAUUGCAAAAGUGAAAAAAUAUUACAAAAAGUGAUUUCCCAUAUGCUCUACACAUAGUAUUAGGUGUUGUUAGUCCAAUCAAAAUUCGCAUUGGGUUGAAUAAACACUCAGAAAUUAAAAAUUUAAAACAAAACAAUUACCUUUUCUAUUUCAGAUAUGUUUUCUCUAUAUUAAAGUAACGUGUUUUUACUGAUGAGAAAAAAUGAUAAUAGUGUUCGGUAUUGGUAAUUAUCAUAUAUUACAUUGGUGAGUUUUUUUUUCUUUAUUUCAUCCAUACAUAUCACAGGAGGCAUCUCGUCUAGGAUCACAGAGGGCGGUUUUCAUCAUAUCUCUUUCCACUUCGGUAUAUUUUAUCUGAUACGCACCAUCCAACGACUGUUUACCAUCCUUCUGUCAUCAUCACUCGGUAAACACUGGUGGAGUUAACAUACAAUAUCCAACAACCAAACAAAACGGCCCUUUUCAGGACCACCAAAUCAUUAUCAAAGAGUUUAACGAUGUAAUCCUUCAAACAUAUCCAAAAUCAACAGAUAGUCUAACGGAAUCCUACGUCAACUAUGCGGUCGUGUCUCGGACACAACUCUCCCGUGACUUUUUUUUUUCAUUUCAAAUAUGACUUGUUUCAAGAAAAAAUGUAAUCUUUGAACGUUAAGGUGGAAUUCAAGUGGCUACAGUGGGGUGAGAAUCGUGAUUUUUGAUGGUUUUGCUUGAAUUUUCACCAGGAAUUGUUUAUAUCGAUAUUGCAGCGAAAUUAAGAAAGAUGAGUGUCAAAGAACAAAUUGUAGAGUGGCUUGAGAACUUUAAUUUAGUUAAUAGAAACAAUAAAGUUGAAUAUGCUUUUUUGGGAUAAAAUUAAUAAUCGCACGUUAAAAAUUACUAACUUUGAAAUUUUCACUUCCAAAAUAGUUAUUUCAAUCCACUAAUUUAGAUGCUUCAUUGCUUUAUCCUGUACUAAAUUUUCCCAUCUUUCAAAUAAAGGCAACAGAAUUGGCUUACGCAGUGUACUUUUCAGUCUAGUUUGAGGCAACAGAGUCCGAAACAAAAAAAAGUUCUAUAACUCUGUCAUUGUUGAAAUUCAAACAUAUGCGUAAAAGGAUUUUUUUUCAUAAAAUUUGAUCAUCUUUCACCUUCUGAGAAAUUCUGGAAAAAAAAGUAGAAGGGUCUGAGCCUAGGGGUACGGACGGAAGUUUGAUGUAGGACUGUGAUUGUUCUGAACACAUGGUUAUUUUAAAUGUAAUUUUUUUCAUUUUUUCAUUUCAUUUUUAUUUUUCAUUAAAAAUCUGUUAGUUUAACUCUUUUGAAACUCUAAAUAGUAGCCCUGACUAGGGCCGUUUGUUGUAUGUACUCAUAACCCUCAAACGGUUUGAAAGACAAUAAGCUUCUGGCAGGAAAUUCAACUGUCUAACUGAAAAUUAUUAAUGAAUAUCAGUGGGAAAAAUAACAGGGUGGAAUGGUAGAUCACUGACAGGGGACACUUUUCUCGUUGUUUUGAUGAAAUCUUGCAUGAAGUUUGUGUGAUGCAUGAAAUCUUGCAUCUGAUUAUUUUAACAUCUAGCUAACUUGCAAGAUAGAAAUAAUUAUUGCACGCAAUUUUAUGUUACAUACAACAUUCAUGGGAACGAAGUUGGAAGAAAGAAUGCUUAAUAGAUGAUUUACCUUCGCCUCCGCUCGCAAAACAUACCUCUUCUAUUUGUUAAACUGCUCACUUGUUAUAUUAUUUCGACUGUCGAUGUCUCAGGCGAAAAAAAUGCUGGAUAAAUUUUCCGUCUAAUGGUAUAUAUUAUAACAUAUAUCGUAAGAUCGAUUCUACGUAAUAUGCAUUUGAAAACUCUUAAUAUACGUUACAUUUUUCGUAGAGUGUAUAUAGAAAUAUAGAAAUACAGAAAUCAGAGUCCUACGUCAAAAUAUUUUUUUCAUGUGAGAAAGGCGUUUUCUGAUUUUUAGGGGAUGAAUCAAAAAUCAAAUUCUUCUUUUAUUUUCAAUAAACGAAAAAUAUAUGCAAAAAAAACUUAUAAAAAAAUGUUUUUUUUUCGACUCGAUUAUAUACAGGAUUCGAUUACAGUGAAAAGAAAUCGAAGACUGUAUAUAAUCGAGUCCGCACUGUACUAUAUUUCUAGCGGUGUAACACUCGAACGGCAACAGAAAGUCUGAACAGAAUAGGGUGUGUGGAACAAAUUUUCACUAUCAUUUUCCACGCAGCUUUCACCACUAAAAAAAAGCUUCCUACACAUCCGGCUUGAAAUUCGCUGCACGUUGACACCCCUUUUAACACGGAAACAAUGCUCGAAUUCAUGAAAAUUAAUUGAUAGAUCGGAAAAAGUCACCAAAAAGUCGCUAUCGUAAAAGACCAGAUGGCAGCGGCAGCGAGACUUUCCAAUUGUUUAGUUUAUUUUUCUGAAUUGGACUUUUUUAGGGCUAGAGGUGAGUGAACUGAACGUCUGAGAAAGACUCUAUAAUUCAAAACAUCAUCAUCAUUGAACCAAUGAAUCCAAACACUCCUAAAUUCAUAGAAGCUCUCUUCGAGCAAAACAUUAUAAAAACAAUUCACUUCUGAUUGCUUUGGAUAAUAUUUUAGAAUGCAUUUUAAACAUACACUCCAGAAAAUGCAGAAAUUAUUUGGUGCAAAAAUACGGAAGCACUCUCUACCAGACAGCAUGGAGAUCAACGAGGUGCUCCACCGAAAGAAAAAUACACUGUGUGCGAUAACUUUCUUCCAUUGUUACUUUGUAUCGAGCAAAGCAGCUGUGUCCUACAUCAGCAUGGAAAAAGACUGCUGUCUGCUCGCUGGAGCAAGACUAUGACUUGAACAAUCAUGAUCAUGGUAUGAAUUGUAAAGGCUUUAAAAUAUCUCAGUCCAUUCCCCUCUGGCAUUGAAAAAGGCCAAUUUGGAAAACUAAACUAGACACUCGGCCUUGAGAAAAGAAACUUGGAAAACUUCGCUGUCGUCUGAUGGCUAGCUACAUGUCUGAUAAGUCGUAAAUGUUAUUAGAUCGCCAAAAACUCGUUUAUACUCGAUAAAUUGAAAAAGGUGCAGAACUUAAAUUGCAAUUUUAUUCACCCUCCACAUUGUCCGUAGAAAGAACGCUUCGUCGCAUUUUCUAUUUCAUGAAAACGUGUCCUGUUUCCUGAUAUAGCACCAUUACUGAAAGACGUAGACCCACGUUAAAAAAAAUGGGUAAUGAUUUCUUAGGUUUUCGUUAUACAGGUUUAUAACAACAGGUGGGCCAACUAGAAAAACUCGCCGGGCCACAUGUGGCCCGCAGGCCGCGGUUCGAAUAUCGCUACUCUACACCCAAAUUAGUGUUGGCAGAAAAGGUAUCAUCUUUGACAGAAAACUUUUAUAUUGCUAUAGCAUUAAUAAUAUCCACAAACUCGCCUCUCGCGUGAGUAAAUGCUGUACCAGUAUGGGUGGAUAACACAUUUUAUGAGACUUUUAAGCUCAUUUAAUGUAAUAUUUGAGGAUGCCAAACAAUGUGCUAAUUAUUAACUUCGGAUGUACAUUUGUGUACAUAUGAACACGAAAUGUCGCUCAUCAAUGACGUAUUAUAUUUUGUUGUAAUCGAAACUAUCAGCCUUCUUUUAAAAUACUCAGUUGAUUACUCACGGAUACGAUGAAUCUCAACCAACUAUAUACUGCGAGUCUACGAAUGCACAGGAAAUAUCGGGUUUUUCAAUAAGAGCGCUGCAAUAGUAUUUCAAAAAAAAAACAAAAACGGUUUUGGAUAUCAAUGAAAUUCUUUAUUCAUGUGAAUAUACAUUUGAUGCCAUUAUGUAUGGAACUCGAUUUCUUUUGCAUGGUCACCACGGGCACGCUUGCAGAAGUCCAGACGCUGAACUCAAUUUCCGACGGUUUCAAGCAUAUAUCGGCCGAUAUUGCUGUAAUUUCACGUUCGAUAUUCGUACGAUGUUCACCAAUCGUCGUUGGCUUGUUGGCAUAGACUAUAGACUUGGCGUAGCCCCACAGGAAAUAGUCUUCUUCUUCUUCUUCUUCUUUCUUCUUCUUCAAUGGCACUAACGUUCCUAGAGGAACUUCGCCGUCUCAACGUAGUAUUACUUGCGUCAUUUUUAUUAGUACUUAGUUGAGAUUUCUAUGCCAAAUAACACGCCUUGAAUGCAUUAGGAGUGGCAAGCUCUAGAAUACGCGUGAACACAGUGCAAGUCGGAGAAAAUUUUUUUGACGAAAAAUUCCCCCGACCAGAACGGGAAUCGAACCCGAACACACGGCAUGUUAGUUAUGACGCUAACCACUCGGCCAAGGGAGCACAGGAAAUAGUCUAACGGCGUCAAAUCGCACGACCGAGGCGGCCAAUUGACUGGGCCAUUUCGUGAGAUAACACGCUCACCAAACUUGGUUUUCAAUAAAUCGAUUGUUAAAUUCGCUUUGUGGCUUAUGACGCCGUCCUGUUGAAACCACAUAUUGUUCAAGUCCAUAUCAUCCGAUUCGGGCCAAAAAUAUUCGGUUAUCAUUGAGCGGUAGCGAUUCCCAUUCACAGUCACGUGCCGGUCUUAAUCAUCACAGAAGAAGUACGGCCCAAUGACGCCGCCGGACCAUAAACCGCACCAAACCGUAUUUUUUGACGUAGAACUACGUCUUUCAUUAAGGGUGUCAAAUCAGAAAACAGGUCACGUUUUUAUUAAAUAAAGUAAACGUUAACUAUUUUUGCCGCGAAAGGAUUUUGGCGAUUUACAUACUAAACGAAUCGGAAAUUCCGUAAGAUUUGUUUUAUAUGCUAUACAUUAGAAUCCCCUGGUUUGUAAAUGGUUAAAAUUCAUGAAAACUUUAAGCGUUUCCAUUUACCCAUACAUUUGUUCUUUCCAUUUGUGUGCUUUCCCGAACAGAGCUGUCAAUAACGAGCAACUUAUCGACGAUCAACGGAGGGUAAAUCGUAGGAUUAAAAGUCUCCAUGAACAAAGGAAAAGUAGAAGAAUGAAGGGGAAUACUUGCCUAGAGUAUAAACAGUGGAUCUCGCUGAGGCAAACUUUCAUUUGGCAUCGGACUGUUGAGCAAUCCAGUUCACUUCACUUUCGCAGCGCUUCGAUCUAAGAUUGGACCCCACCAGUGGUAAUCCAACUUGGAUAUCGUCGUUUGAUUUUUCUGUUCAUUUUUCGCGUUAUUCGUAUAUGCGCAAUGCAUUGCCAGGGGCAAUAAAAUUUCGAGGCAAGCGUCAUCUAAUGAUGCACGCGAUGUUAGUGCAGUAAAAAGCGCUUGCACUGAACCGAGCCUUCGCGAGUGUGACACCGCAUCGAACAACAGCGAAGUAGGCGAUUUCGGCGCGUCGGUCGAAAAUGUAAACGCCGUUACCCAUGCAGCAACCAAAAUCAAGCUCCCCCGCUGGUGGUGAAGGCGGUCGCUCUUGACAAACUCAUCAGCGAAUUCACAUCGAUGGGUGUUAGAGCAGAGUACAAGCUGUGUGGCAUAAUUCAGUCUUUUUCCAAGCAGUUAACAUUGUUUGUUUUCCGUCAUCAUAAGGGCUUCGUUGGUGCCUUUGAGAAUGCAUCAAUGCAUUAAACUGACGUUAUGGCGAAGCAGACGUUAAGGUUGUGUGCCAAAAAUUUAUCUGGGGAAUACCAAACAUUUUGAAUGUCUUACUGGCAUGUUAUAAGUUAUUUGGGUUCGCGUGCCAGUCGUAAAACUGCCUUCAACUAGGAUUGCAUUUGCGCUAAUAUUAAUCAUAAUGAAGCAUUGCUACUGUUUUCGAGGUUGUUAUUAACAAAAAGAGUUUAUUUCGCUUGUUUAGUCACCAAGAAAGUAAAUUCUAUGGAAUUUUGUAUGUGAUAAGGUUUCGCUUGCCUGUAGCAAAACUUCCUCCACUAAGGGUGACAGCUGCGUUUUUCUCGAGCAUGAGAAAGCAAUGCCACUCUUUUCGAGGUCAGUAAUAUUAACAGAAGCGUUUUUGACGUAGGAUUACGUCUUUCGGGAACAUAUUGGGGUACAAAUUGAAAAUCGAGAAUCGAGCACAUCGCGAAAAUUGUCCAAUUUCAAACGCUUAUUGCUCAGUCAUUUCAUGAUGGAUUGAUGAAAUUUUUGCGUCAAUCGAUUUCGGCACUCCAUAACAAUUUUUUUAUAUUGAAUAAAAUAAUAUAUAUCAUUAAACUAACUAUCAAACAAUUGAAAAAUCUCAACCCCUAUCCUAACGGAAAUACUCACUUCUGAUUGGUCGAAAUUGACGACACAUGCGGCGGUUCCCUAACAGAGACAUCAAAACCAAGCUGCCUAGGGGAAAUCAGCAUUGCAAAUACAUGAAAGUAGGGGGAGCUUUUGCUCCCGCCGAGAUGUGUUCCCAAACAGAGACAUCAAAACCAAGCUGCCUGAUGGAAAUCGGCAUUGCAAAUACAUGAAAGUCGGGGGCAUUUUUAUAUUGCAAGUAAGAAGAGUGAUACGAAUAAUUCUAGCAAAUAAAAUUUAAAUUUGGAACUUUAAUGUUGGUUGCUUCGUGAAACUCCAUAUCAAUGUCCGAUCGUGUAUUGUGAAAAAUUUAGCACAAGGGUAGGUGUAAAAUUGUAUACGAUAGCCGUUGUGUUAACCCUUUCCCGUACAACAUAGAGUCUCACUACAUAUAGUACAUAUAGUAUUAGGUAUUGUUAGUCCAAUUAAAAUUCGCAUUGGGUUGAAUAAACAAUCAGAAAGUAAAAAUUAUAAAAGAAAAUUACCUUUCCCAUUUCAGAUAUAUUUUCGCUAUAUUAAAGUAACAUGUUUUUACUGAUAAGAAAAAUUGAUAAUUGUGUUCGGUAUUAAUAAUUAUCUUAUAUUACAUUGGUGAAUUUUUUUUCUUUAUUUCAUCAAUACAUAUCACAAGAGGCAUCUCGUCUAGGAUCAUAGAGGGUGGUUCUCAUCAUAUCUCGUUCCACUUCGGUAUCCUUUAUCUGAUACGCACCAUCCAACGACUGUUUAUCAUCCUUCUGUCAUCAUCACCCGUUAAACACUGGUGUAAUGAACAAACAAUACCCAACAACCAAACAAAACGGCCCUUUUCAGGUCAACCUAAUCAUUAUCAAAGAGUUUAACGAUGUAAUUAUCCAAAAUCAACAGAUAAUCUAACGGAAUCCUACGUCAAUUAUGCGGCCGUGUCACGGACACAACCCUCCUGUGACUUUUUUUUUGAGAAUAGCGCAAAAUGAUGAAAUGUGUUUAUAUUCCUAGUAGUUUCAAGCCACCAAUGUAUGGCUCUGUAUGCAUGCUAUGGUGAACGUUUGUUUGGCGCUUGGUUUACGUUGUACGAACGAUGUCUAGAGGUGCGAUUCCUUUGAGGCAAUACUAAAUAACAUGUAGCAUGAUAUUUCAUACUUGCAAAUGUUGUCAUUGUUGUUGUUUUCAUGCGGUGCCAAAGAUAUAUUGAUGUAGUUAUAAGAUAUGGAAUAAUGGUGCUGGUGCAACAUGUAUAUAAUCGACUGUAGCCGAGUCUAUGUCAAUUUCGGAAAAGGCCUCCGGAAUAGAGUUCGAGGUAAAUUUUCAAUGCAUUAACAUGAAAUAAAUUGUGACAUACGAUCAGCUAGUGUAUUGUUUAGCGAGGGCAAGAAUGAAUCAUCAAUCAAUUAUCGUCAACUGAGUCUACAAUGAAAAAACCAUUUCAGAGAUGAUUCUACUAAGCAGUUGUUACUAAAGUUUCACAGCAUUAUAGAAUAAUAUCCGAAGGUAUAAACAAGCGACUUAUAUAAAUUAACAGCGUAGUUCUACGUCAACAAUGCGGUCGUAUCAUGGACACAACCUCCUAUAAUUUUUUCGGGAUGCAAUGAUGACUCAUGGAGCACGUGUGGAUUGCUGCCUGACCAAUAACACAUAUUUUGCUUAUUGACGAAGCCAUUCAGCCCGAAAUGAGCCUCAUCGCUGAAGAUGAUUUUUCGAUGAAAAUCCGGAUCAUUUUCAAGUUGUUGCUCAGCCCAAUUUACGAAAAUACGACGCUUCUGGUGAUCAAGCGGCUUCAGUUCAGGCGUCAAUUUGAUCUUGUAAGGAUGUAGGCCAAGGUUUUGUGCAAAAUUCGCCACAACGACGUCACAGAGAUGCCCAACGCUUGAGAACGACGUGUGAGACACUGAUUUGGGUCGUCCUCAAUUGAUACACUAGCGACAGCAAUAUUCUCGACACUAUGGGCACUUCUUUGUAUCACUGGCACGGGAACAUUUUGUACUGUGCCUGUGGAUUCAAAUUUUCCACUAGACGCUCAAUUGUUGAUCUGGCAGGAUGAUUAUGACGACCAUAAAUUUGACGUAGCGCUCUCAAAGUUGAGGCCAUUGACUCCGAAUUUCGGUAGUAAAUUUCAAGAAUCUCGACUCGUUGUUGGGUCGUAUAUCUAACCAUUAUGGAAUGGCAAACCUUGCUGAAGAGAAAUGUCAAGAGAGCGGGAAAAAAUAUGGCGUCGUUUGCUGUUCCUAUCGGGCUACUUUUGUAGCGUCCCUAUCGGAACACCCGUUACAUAAAUAUAAACCCAAGUCAAAUAAAUCUAUGACUACAGAAAUGUAUUAUGUAUGAAAAUGGCAUUUUCUCCUUCGUUGCCACGUUUUUCUUCCAAAAUAUAUAUUUUAUAAAGGCACAUAUGGCGUUAGCCUGACGGGGCCGGGAGUUCAAUAUUAUAUAUUCGUUGCCACGUUGUCCGGAACAUUUUUUGUAGGGAUAACCAGAUGAUGUAUACUAAGUAUCCUUUGACCACGGGAGCUCUCUUGGGAAGUUCGUGUAGCUGCUGUAGUGAACUAAUCUCAUUGGGUGAUAAGUUCUGCUUGUGUAUAGGAAAGGGAAAGGGCAAGUGCAUUCGAGGAAGUGAAGCGAGCUUCUAAGGAAGACAUAUAUGGGGAACAUAAUAUUAAGAUCGUGACCAGUGUUGCCACUUUUUAAUCUGUACUAGAGGGGUUUAAAAUCUUUCUCAAAAAUCUAUUUUAUUAGAAUGGUAAAAUACUCAUUUAUUUACUACAAAUAUUACAUUUACAUUUGCAAGUCAUUCGUGUGUUUGAUUUUGCUUAUAACGAAUCCUUUGAUCUCAAAAUAGCGUUCAUCGUAUCGUUACUGACCCGAUUCCGAAGCUUAUUUUUGUUCUGAUUAUAUUCAGAAAAAAAAUUGCCGAGGAGUGAGUGAUAGUGAUAACGUUACAAACAAGUCAUCGAAGCGCCGAAAAUGCAAGCCAACCGUCAAUUAUUUUAAGAGAUUCAAUUUUGGUCCACCAAUCCUGCACAUGAUCAUUUUCUGAAACUGUAAUUUCCUUACGGAGUAAUUUAUCUUUAGAGUACGGCAUUCAUUCUCCAGAUUAUGUAUAUUUCCAUCGUAGAACCCUGGAAACGCCUCUAACACAACGAAUAUCAUCCUUAUGAAACUGAUCAGUUAUUGCAUUGCAAAUGCUCUAAUGAUCAUCAGCACCAAGCGAAACUGCGGGAUAAAAGUCAUCAUGUACCUUAAUUUUGCGUUGUUCAAAUGCAAGAAAUUUCACAUGCGAAACCAAUCUGUUUUUUUUUUUUGACGAAAAUCUAUACCCUGUACCGUACAGAAUCUGUACCGUUAGUAUUUUUAGAAUUCUAAAUCAGCAGUCAGUUAAAUUAACUAAUUGCAUUUCUCACAUAACCAAACAACAUGUUCAAUAUUGUGACAUCCUGGACCACAAUUACAUAAAUUGUUAGUGGCAAGUCCUACACGAUAAAGACGUGAAUUGGGCCAUCCAUCUUCCAAGAUCAUCCCUCCAUUGACUCUGCCUACUUAUAAAUGCCUGUUUGUCCAAAAAAAGGAGAAUAACUCGUAAUCGUAAUCGUAAUCGACUCACAUUGUGAGCUAACGCCGUAUUGUAGGGAAAAAGAUUGCUCGUUGCGUCAGGGAGGAAAGUGAGUGGUUAAUGCAAUCGAAAAAACUUACUCAUUUUUAUAUUUUCUUUUCGUGUUUCAAGCAAAAAGAAUGCUGGAUAAAUUUCCUAUCUAUUGGGGUAUAACACAACAUAUAUCGCAAUAACGAUUUUGAGUAAUAUGGAUAUAGAAAUCAAUAACAAAGUCGUAUGACAAUAAAAGUAUCAAAUCAAUUUUAGUUGUUCUACUUUGCUGCCCUGGUUUUCGGUCCGUGUUCUAAAAUACAUUCCGAUCACCACAAAAGCAAUCAUCAUCAAUGAGCUAGGUUGUUAUGAUUUCAAAAGCAGUUUUUAAGCUAUUGAAACGAUUUUUUGGACCAAUAAGUGACACUCAUAUAACUCUUUGACAUUUUAUCUUUAGAAUGAAGUGAUUAUUAUACCACUUCAAUCUGCCGGUAAAAAUGUAUUAACGUUCAGAACCUUGCAGUACAGCGUCACUCUCUCGUUUUCGAAAAUUUAAACUUACAUCCCGGUACAAAAAUGAAAGACGUAGUCCUACGUCAAAACAUAUACGCAUUAACUUAGACUAAUAGAAAACAAAAAACAAAAACGAAUCACUAACUUCCCCAAAUCAUCGUAAACCGAACAAAGAACGUCAGGACAUAAUAGGAAUAGUUCCGAUCGUUCCAAUCACAGGGAGCCGAGCAUCGAGCGAAGGAUUCUAAAAAGGACUUCUGAUUUCGUCCCGACAGAAACCAUUGGAUAAAAAAGAAUCCUCCGGGUGUUAGCAGAACUAUCCCUUUUCUAUCGUCUUCCGUUGUUCUUUUUUAACUUUUUUUUCCUUGUUCUCGUGGGUAUUCAUUACAGCGCACGCUACUUCCCAGUAGUUUGGCGCCAACGGGUUUACGGUCCGUUUUUUUUCAUCCCAACCGUGGCAUGUAUAAAUCUUGCCACUGAACCGGCAAUCGCUCUCGCCUUUUGUUAUUUUGUGGUUCAGGAGAUAAUUUUCUUGCGUUUUAUCUCAUUUUGGGGGAAAUUUUUAUUCAAUUCUUAUGGAGUCGACGUUGAAAUUGGGAUGCGAGUGAGUAAGAGCAGCAGAAGGUCGCCUGUUUUUUUUUCUUUGCUCUGGGAUGGCCUCAUCCCUGAGACGGGAAAAAAUGUGGCCUUUCCACGGCAGGAAAGAACGGCGAGUAAAUGAAGUGUUAAGUGAGCAGAUAAUAUUUCUUCUUCUGUCCCGGAAUCUUCAUUGCGUUUUAGCAAACUCUCUCCUCUCGAUCUGUGCUCUGUUUGCCAGUUUCGAUUGUGAUCCCCACAAUUGAAAUUCGUUUUCGAAGAAUAUUGAAAACCUCCUAAUUCCAAAAAACGACAUUUCCCCCUUUCACUAAUUACGAUACAGGAGCUGUAUGUUCAACUUUCCCGACCCGGUUCCACUCGCCACAACACUACAUAAGGACGGAAAAUCACUUGCAAACUUCCUGUUCUCCUCGGCUGAACCAAAAGCUCGACUCAAUGAUAAUGGUUCCAUAAUUAAAAUAUAAUUAUCAUAUCAUAUUGUGCCAUUUAAUAUUGCCUUCCUUGAUCUCCCAUGCUUCCCCCACCCCGCGCCGCAGCACCCCGUGUCGGCACCAACACACCACACUGACUCUGACAGAACUCCUCUCGAGGUGUAUCAUCAUCGUGCCUCGAUGGUGAGGGGGGAUGAGCGAAGGCAAGCAGGAAGGAUAGAGAAAUGAUGAAGUUUCCUUUGUAUGAAUUUCCCACUCCUCGCAGAAUCCGCCACAGAAGCGAAACGUCUGGUCUAACGAGCUACCAGAGUUUCUGGUCUAUUGCAAAGGUGUCGUUUGACGGUUUCCGUGGCUUCACCCAUUAUCCACCACCGCCACCACCAUUUGCGAACUAAGUAGCGCUUUGUGUGUGUAUGAAUGUGUGUGAGUGUGUCUUUUCCUCGAACACUUCCGCGAGCAAGUUGUUUGGGAGAUGGGAAAUUAAAUCAACUCUCAGGGAAAAAGAGUUUAUCUUGUGGUUUUCCGCCCCUCCCCAAUUCGCUACUGCCGGCAAGACGGAUCACUGUAUGGGGGUUUGACGCAGAUUGUCAUCUUAAUUAUUUGAUGAGAUUAACAACUGCUGAAUCGAUUAUCCGGACGGUGAAAGCUUACAUUGAUUCUCUUGAAUGAUUUCACUUUCACGACUUGUUUCAUCCGACUAUGAUGGUUCUGGUGGCACGUUACAAACUUGUCAUAAUUAUACUUUUCUCACGCACCUUCCGCAAAACUCAGGGUGCGCCAAUUCUGAUCAUCAUCAAAAGCAAUAGGCAAUACCCUUUGACCAUACGAUGUUAGCGAGCUUUGCUCGCUACCAGUUUACCGGACACGUUCAGCAGAGCAAAAUUUAGAACACAAUCUGAAGCAAUGUCCUCACCGUUGUUAUCAUGCCAUUGUAAUGCUGUAACCUGACGGCUCGAAUGACGCGCGUUGGAAGUUCCAAGCCAAGGGUUGCAUGUCACUCAUAUGACACAUCAUACGGAUGGUGCAUUUUCGCGUUUUCGCAAGCGCUGCGAAAAAAGGACGUGCUAACGCGAGAACUAGGUUAAACGCGUUGGAGGAACUUAUAUCCGUAAUAAGGACAGGUGUCACGGGUGGCGUAUGUUUGUGUGUGUGUGUUUUUUUUGCGAGUGCAAGUAUUUUAGUUAAUUCAAGCGUUUUUUAUGAUAUAAAUUACAACACAAGUAGUAAUUUCCAUGAGGCCUAUGCGAGUGACAGAACUCCAGGGUUUAUUUUAUAGAAUUACAGUUUAGUUUUAAUCUAAUUUAGACCUGAAUUUCUUAAGUUUCGUCAUCAAGAACACCCGAGUUUUUUCGAUAGAAAUUUGUUCUCAAUAUGUCUCUUACAAAAGGAUUAAGUUUACUGAAAUGCUAUACUGGAAGGUCUUUGAAAUAUUCAUUUCCCGCUGGAAACCACUUCCCGUUUCACACAAACAGCUAACUGAUAUCUGAUCAAAAUGUCCCAAGAUUGAACAAUAAAUUAAAAUUACUUUUCACUUCUUCAAGCGCUAUUGUACGAGUCUGAUGCUUUUAACCCAUUUCACUACAACAUGUCAAACACUUCAAAGGUUAUAAUCGAAGAUAAUAUUAUUUGGUUAGCUUAGCUCGAUAUAUUACUAUAGCCUCCUAAUACAUUUGAGCAUGGAUCCGUAGGAAAGACGUGCGGAACGGAAUAAAAUAAUAAUAAACAUGACAACGCCAGGCCAUAUGUUCAUGCGUCUGUCAAUAAUUAUCUAGUAAUAAAGCCAUUCCGUGCCAAACCGAUAAAGUGGGUUUCUUAUCGCAAAACAUGAGACCCGUAUUUUUAUUAUUUUUUUUCAUUCGGUCACCUAUUUCCAUUUGAGGGUGAUCCAAAAAUUAUAAAUAUUUAUAUUUUUCCGAGAAAGACCAACUCAUCGGCUUCAAAUUUACGAGGGUCGUUCAAAAAAUAAGUUACAGUGCCUUAGAAAUCGCGGAAAAAUAAAGUUAGGACAAAAAACAAGGUAAUUUUCGUAAUCUACGUUUUAUUUUCUAUUUUUCUACAUAAUCGCCGUAACGUUCGAGGCAUUUUUCAUAGCGUGGCACGAGUUUUUCUAUUUCGAGCGCGAAGUGCGUAGCGUUCAACAUUUUGUAGUACGAUGUAACUGCGUCACGAAUUUCUUCAGUGUUAUCGAAUAGUUGACCGCCGAACGCCUGUUUCAUCACCGGGAAUAAGUGCUAGUCGCUAGGGGCGAGGUCUGGGGAGUAAGGAGGAUGCUCGAACACAGUCCAUUUGAAUUUUUUCAAUUGCUCUUGAGUUACGCGAGCAGAAUGGGGCCGCGCAUUAUCGUGGAUGAGGAACACUCCUUUCGUCAAUAAAUCUGGCCUUUUGUACUUAAUCGCGGUUCUUAAAGGGUGCAAAACUUCACAAUAGUAAGGUGUUGAAACAGGCAUUCGGCGGUCAACGAUUCGAUUACACUGAAGAAAUUCGUGACGCAGCUAUAUCGUACUUCAAAAAGUUGGACGUUACGCACUUCGCGCUCGGAAUCGAAAAACUCGUGCCACGCUAUGAAAAAUGGUUCGAGGCAUUUUUCAUAGCGUUACGGCGAUUAUGUAGAAAAAUAAAAAAUAAAAUUACGAAAAACACCUUGUUUUUUGUCCUAACUUUAUUUUUUCGCGAUUUCUGAGGCACUGAAACUUAUUUUUCGGACGACCCUCGUAUUACAUCUAUUUAAAUAAGCAUAUUUUUCGAAAACAACUGAAUGAACGUUGGUAAAAUCUUUCUAGUCGCAUUAUUUUUGUAUAUUCCAUGUACACAUGGAGACUUCAGUGUAAUACCGAAAUAUUCUACUAAAUUGUCGUUGUAACAUGCUGCGAAACAAUGUUUUAUCGUUUUCAUUUAUGGUGACCUCAAGGUUACCUUUGGCUAGUUCCCCAACCCCUCGUUUUUUUUUUGUUUAGGGUCAUUUGUAACUGGAUCGAAUCGUUAAUGUGAUAUAUUUUGAAUAUAUGUGGGAAACUUAUAGCCAUCUAGCGUAAGAGAAAUCCAUACGAUCCACUGCUCAAGUGAGCCACACAGUGGGACAGUUGGACACGUAACAAGCAAGUGUGGGAUGAAUGUAAUUUUGUAAUAUUACAAAUAUUCAUUGAGAUUCCAACACACAGUCAUUCGCUCAAUAAGCGGACGUGCCGCAUUCCGGCUCCAAAGACCCCGAAGCUACAAAAAAGUGUUAGAACCAGCUGAAUUCUUCGAGCUUUGUUCAAUACCUUGUAUCUCGGCCAAAACUUGCCGAGCGUUUGAAAUUCAGUUAAAAACGAUAUUUUCUCUGGCUCUACAUAUCACUAGGCUGGUUGGAAAGUUUGCAAGUCUCUGAAUUAGUGGAAUGGGUUCUCAAGGUAGCCUUUUCCUUAGCCGGUUACUUAAAAGUACCUAUUUCUCUCGCAAACAUGAGCAUCUUUAUUUUUUUCGCACCUCCAGGGUUCCUCACGCACCUCCGCUUUGCAAAUACAUGCAAGAAGAGGUGAAGAGGAAAGAACAUGCAUUGGUGGAAACACAUGCAUUGGUGUUCACACCAAAAUGUGUUUCCCCAACACGGACUUCAAAAUUAAUGUGCCUGAGGCAGUGUCUUAGAAUAUCAACAAAUAUUCACGAGAAACGAAUAUGAUUUUGUUCCAGUGUAAAUGACUUUUUUCAGCUUGAAACACACUGCCCUCAUUAUAUUGAUGACAAUAACAAACGAGUUCAUUUUGUUCAUAUCGCUGUUGCAUGAGCAAAUUUGCUAUAAUGAAUGAAUGCGACAUUAAGUGGGGUUCAUAACUUCGCUGUUAUUUAUACUUUGGAUAUCAAAAGCAACAAAUUGAUAUUCAUCACAUCCGAAACGAUAUUCGUUCUGGCAGUGAAUUUAAGUUCAAAAUAAAUUUUAUUUGGCGAGACGGUAGCAACGGCAUAUGCAGAAUGGAUACAACGAAUGGUUUUAGCUACCGUCAAGUCAUUUGCGACAUCGGGAAUUUCAUAAGGUAUUUCCGAUUAAGGCAUCCGGCAACUGCAAAACCCAACCGCACAUAGCAGCCUCAGGUUAGAAGUUAACAACAGCUGAUAUUCAUUUGGCUGAAAUCAGCAGUUUCAUACUAAGUUAAAUCUAUCAUGUACGGAAAUUAUUUUCAAUUCGUCGCCAGAGAAGAUAAUCUUCAAGGCUUUAAUGACUACGCUGGAAUUUGUUAAGCCAACUUGCACACCAUUAUUUUUGAAGGAGCAACACUACCCACACAUUCAAAAUUUCUUUAAAAAAUUCAAAGCCAUUAACUUUUUUCCCGAAGAAUUUGAAUGCAGCGUGAAUUCAAUUUUUUCCAUUAAAAACCAUAAGGGUGGUGUCCGAGACUCUACCGCAUUGUUUACGUAGAACUAGGAAGUUAUUGGCCAGAACGGAUAUUAUACAAAUUUAACAAUUGAGUACUCUUUAGUACAAGUAUUUGGUUGUACUACAGCCCUUCGGCACUAGAUACAGGAAUGAAAAAAAGUAAAAGGGUCUGAGCCUAGAGGCACAGAUGGAAGUUUGACGUAGGACUACUUGAGCUUGAACUUGAGCUUGGUUAGACUGUACAUUUCGUAGUUGCACUCCUUGAUGGACCUGAACCAGCGAAAUUGCACAAAGAACACACCCGGUGACAUUUGGGAGUAGCAAAUCAUUCUCAUUGUGCAAGUUUCGAUGAUUCGAGCUUUCAAUAGUCAAUAAUGACGCUGGCCACGUCCUUACAGUCACCAGGGUAAAGGAUGGAAUGUUAGUAUAAUAUUCGCCGCCUGAAGGCCAGAUGGGUUGCCUCUAUAUUGGUUCCCUAGCGUUUAUCAUGGGAGAGAUAGUUGUUAGUGGGAAGAAGUAAUAUUCAGGAUUCACUGAGGUAAGUGAUGUGAUUACAACACACCACAGAUAUUAUAUUUAGGUUACCUGAGAAGGAAAACAUGAGGAAAAUAACUGGACCGACUAUAUGUUCUAUUAUUCAACGAAAUCCAAUAGCGACGGUGGAGAGCUAACUGUGGGAAACCUUAGAAAGUACCCGAGAUAACUCCUCUAAAAUCAAUUGAAUCUGCCAUAUAUUUAUAUUUAUUCAUUUGCCAACAGAUACAAUGGUUAUCCCAAUGACAUGAAAAUUACGACACUACACAUAUUAAUUAAAAACUCGACGGAAACAACUCUUAUUUCUACAACGUGAAACAUUAAAGUCAAACACAUCGUAGUAUCUGUUGAAGACACGGCACAUCCUUCGCAUGGGCUCGUUAAAUCCAUAAUUUGUUCGCGAGGGAUGGACGCAUAAGAAAACGUGAGAGCGUAAAUUACGGCGGCGGAUGUUUAUGUUAAGACAGCUUAACAGCGAAGUACAGUCGAUGUUACCUUGAAGCGGGUCACCAAUGAAGCAUGCCAUCGUGAUGUUACGUCUCGCCUCAAGUGAUUCCAAGUGUAUUAACAUGCAACGACUUUUGUAGCUGGGCAAGUUGUGGACGUCAUUCCAAGGAAGAUGCCUCACUUUUCAGUUGACUCCCGGCUGAGAUAACCAUUUCUCUCGUAAUAGCAAACGGACCACUUGAGAAGGAUGAGAAGGGAACGUUGCGAGAUGCAGCUGCUACGUCCUGGCUGUUUGUUCGUUCGUUACUGAAAACGCUGCUAAAUUGUUUACGAAAUAAUUCUGCAAUAUCUGGAAUGGUUGCAGCACCAUGACUACACCGUUAGUCAUGGUUGAGGGCCAUAUGCCAUAUGUUCCUUUAUCCAUCGCGCCUACGCUUUAUAGACAUUCAGUCGCGACGUCGGAGAGUUAUCUUCGUUAUUCGUCGCGCAUACUUCAAAUCGAACUCCUAUCCUGAUGGCGUUAGGAAACCUGAAAAUGUAACCUUGAGAACACCUUCAAAGUCAAUCGUCUCGGUAUUGAGGAAACCUGAAAAGGCAAUCAAGAGAAUUUCUCAGAAAUCAAUCGAACAAUUGAUAUACUCCAUGAAUUCGCCUGUGAUGUCGUCACUACAGAAAAUGAAACACGAUGUCGACUCUUUCACUGUACAACUCAGAAUUACAAUUCUGAUUAAAGACCAAGGGUUGCUAUCUAAACAAUAUCUUAAGUUGAACCCAUUUAUUCUCUACACGGCCUCAUAGAACAUCAAUCGCAACGACGGACACAUAAACAUAUGUACAAUACUAAAGAAAAUUAUUGCUUUCACAAAAAUACCUAUUGAACAAUGAACUAACAAUACCCGUAACCAAAAUUACUCGAAUCUAUUUCCCCCAUAUUAUUAUUAUUUAUAAUUGAACAAUAUAAUUAAACAAAAAUUGUUAUAAAGCCUGUCCACGUUAAAUUUCUGAUAUCAAGAUGAUACCAGUAAAACAAAAAUUCACGUAAUACAACAAAACCGAUUAUUGAUCUCAGUAAAAUAGACUUAUAUCUAAAACAAGGAAAGCUUACUUCGAUGUUAAUGACGUUGUCUGUAAAAUUCACAGACUUUCUUGGGAACAUCUGCCAUUAGGUUCCGUACAGUAUCCUAAGAUAUGCAGGCGGCGGCGCUUUUCCACCUCUUGAAAUCAUUAAUGCCAUUCGCUUUCUUCUUAGUUUCGAAUAGUUUUCGAUUAAUCAGAGCUCAGUAUUUUUCCACUGGGCGAAGUUCUGGACAGUUCGCUGGAUUUGCAGUUUUUGCCACAUAUUUGACCUCACGUGCAUUAUACCAUUCCAGGAUGGAUUUUGCAUAGUGACAAGAGGCCAAAUCUGGACAAAACAACGCGGGAAAGUCGUGGCUUCUUAUGAAUGGUAGCAACCGCUUCUGGAGACAUUCCUUCUCGUAGACCUCUUUGUUGAUAGUGCCGGUAGAGACGAAAGAUUUGGACUUUCGGCCACAACUGCAUGUGGCCUGCCAAACCAAGUACUUUUUGGGGAAUUUAGACUGCUUCUUGGUCCGGAAACACUCGGCUACGGCAUUCCUUCGCAUUGCAGUAUAAAAAGCGCGACCCGGAAGCUGUUUGAAGUUUUCGUGUAGAGCACCUUAGCACGGCUUUUUGCAGUGAAAUUUUGUUAAUCAUCACGAUUGGGCACCUUUUUCACUGUGUACGCCUUCAGUCCAUGCCUCUGCUUCACUUUUUGUACAAAUUAUUUUGAUUUUCCAACCUUUCGAGCCACAUUUCUAACUGAAAGGUUGGGAUGUUUCUCAAUAAUGGCAACCACCUUUCGGUCCAUCUGUCGGGAGCAUACUUUUCGAUUUGUUCCGCUUCUAACCUUCCGAUCCACAGUUAAGUGCUGGUCAAACGAUUGGCACCCACUAAACACGGUCCUCUUCGGCAGUUUUAGCUUUUUGGCGAGAUCGCGUACCGACAGUGUUGGAUUUUGCUGCCGUUCGCGCAAAAUGCGUUUGUGUAUUUCCACUUGACCCAACGCCAUUUUACCAAACUGAAGAAGAAUGUAAACAUGUUGGACUCGAAAUAAAGAGAAGGGUUUCAGCUGUCAUGUGAAAUAUUUCAUUGAUUAGUGAAAUAUUUAAUAAACUACACUGAAAGAAAAGUGUCCGAAAUUUAACGUAGACAGGCUUUAGAAGAAACGCCGAAUCAAGGAAAGAUAAUGCAAUCCUCAUAAAAUCACUGUUAUUUUUUUAAUGUUGCCGAAACAAGUAUGAAUUUCUGGGAACGUAGAUGCAGACGCGGUUCAAAAUAGCAAGUCAAAAAGAGAGACAGAGAGAGAGGAAAAUGCAUUUUAUUCCUCAGCUUUAUUGUGCUGCAUCAACAUUUCGCAGCAAGUUCCGAAUGAAAAAUCGAGAUAACUAUUUUUAUUGGUACCCAAAACCAUACGUUUCGUUUCGUAUUCCGAAAAAAAACCGAAAAGUCCCAGAGUGUCGAUUUUUGAAAAAAAAAAAUAUUUCGAGAUGACACUAGAUCUCGUUUCAUUCAAUUUUAAGACACUUGAUAUCAAAAAAUUUUUUUUCAAAAACCCAGAUUUCCUUGGGUGAUUUUUCGAUUUUCAAAAAACUCAAACUUUGACCGUUUUACGCCACUCUCCCUUAAGUUGAAUAAUUUGAGCUAAUAUUUGGCAUGAGGUGUUUUUCUAGGUGGUGAACAUUUUUUAUGAGAAACUUUUUGAAAUUAGAGAUGACCAUUUUCAUUGGCACCCUAGUGACCCCCCUAUAUAGAAAUCAAAGACGUAGUCCUACGUCAACAUAGUCCUACAAUUUGACACGACUAUUGUUAACAGCUUAUUUAUUUAUAUCAUAACAUAUCGAGUUCAAAAUUUUGUGAACAUUCAUACGAAGAAUCGAAAUCUGACUACUUGGGGUGAAAACAUAACAAAACAUUAACAUCUUUCACAUACGCUCAAAUCACGGCUCCCCUCAAAUCUAUCAUCGUUGUCCCGCGCGAGAACUCCGCCAGCAAACCAUACCCAGAAAAUCACUCUGUCUCAUUUCGUUCAAAUUAAAUUAAAAUUUGAAAUUUUAAGCUCAGUGAACGGGGAAAUUUAAAAUGCCAAAACUGUCACCGCGGAGUGCAGCUAUCUCAUGCCAGCCCUAAGCGUCCGGUUUGCGAGGGUGUGUGUGGACGAUGUGACCUAACGAGGUUUGUGACGGAGAAUGAUGGGGCUACUCCUGCCAGUGAUACAAUACCGCUGCCUGGUGCACUUCGAGAUGGAAAAUCACGAGUUUGCUAGUUGGCUGUACCGUGGAAAUUCAUUACAAGAAUACCGUCAGAGAGAGAGAGAGAGAGAGAGAUCACGAUGAUGCCACUCGCGAUACCGUGGCAAGCUUAAAAUUUAAUAAAGGUUUGCUGAAUUUGAAGAGACUCUGAGCACCACUCCAGCUGUCGCUGUCAGGACCGAGCUCAGCCUCAUAGAGCCGAUGUAUAGCUUUUCUAUCUAUUUGCAACGGUGAUAUUGGACACUCUGCAGGGUAUCAGGGGUAAACCCGUCAUAACCCGAACAGCAUGUCCUUCGAAAAUAAGCACAAAAAAUAAUUUGUUCAUAAUCAACAGCAGUUCGGUUGGCCAUAAUAGAAAUGACGAAACAACAAGAACUAAGGAUAUGUUCGCUUGUUUUUUUUUAUCAUUUUUGUAUAGAUAAAAUACUCAAAUCUGAACAAUUGUUCAACACACUCCAUUGAGAUGCAUUCGAAAAAGGCAGUCUAAAGUAAACUAAAUGACUUUAUUAUUUAUUUAUUUUUUUUUGUAAAUCGUUGCUUCACGACAGCAUGUGAAGCUACCAAAAUUGAUCAAAUUGUAUGAUACAGAACUGCAUUGCUUCAAUGGAGACAUUGACCACGAUAAGUUUAUUUGCUAGAUAAAAUGAAACACAAUUAGGAAAAAUGUACAUUAUUGACAAAGAGACAAAAAAUUCGAGAAAAUAUAGUGAGCGGCAAGAAUCGUUACAUUGGUGAAAACAAAACUAAAUUUGAAGAGCUUUAUGUACAUUGUUUAAACUAUCGAAAAACAGAUACACACACAUUUAUCGAAAGGUAAUAGCAAAGCUAAACACUAUAUCCAAUUAGCAGAUAGACAAAAAAAAAUCAAAACAAACCAAAAUGAUGUCUAUGCAAUUCUGUGGAAUCCACAAAAAAGAGAAAGAAGAAUAACAUAAGAAGCACACUGAAGACUUAUACUCUAACUAAGGGUGUAAACGAGGAGAAGAAAUUUGAAAAUAGUUUUCGCUAGUUGAGUUUACUAGUUAAAAGAUGACAGAGAAAAACAGUUAUAUCAAAAAAGCGGAACAAACCUAUAUACACUUAGUUGAAAAUCGCCAAAAGUUUGGCAGGCUAAGAUUUGAGCUACGAGAAUUAUGAAACAAACAAAAAAAAUCUUACCUUUUAGGUAAACCCAAGCAAACAUGUAAUCAUACCAAUCAAUUGAGACUUUAUAUCCCCAAAAAAAAGCCAAACAAAAAGCCCAAAAUGCGAAGCACUAAAAUCAAAUAUGCAUGCAAGCGAAUAUUUUGCAAAUCCAAUUACGUCGGCCGGUCGCGAAUCGGAAGCAUCGAUUUCGAGUGCCGAGAACUCGUGCAAAAUUGUACGGCUUGCGAAUGGAUUGUGGAGAGACUGUGAAGAGGUAGACGCAAAUUAGAAGUGGAUCAUUUGUUGGAAGAUUAUUCAAUAAAAAGCACUGUAUAACAUGUGGAGCGAGAGACAGACAGACAGAG
Molecule: messenger RNA, 27069 nt
Organism: Toxorhynchites rutilus septentrionalis
Lineage: Eukaryota; Metazoa; Arthropoda; Insecta; Diptera; Culicidae
Gene: DIP-alpha
Product: lachesin
Exons: 10
Coding region: 1137-2657 (506 amino acids)
Cellular component (GO): neuron projection
Source: RefSeq, a predicted model, not a curated record